AUCUGGCUACACUGGACAUGCCCCGCCAUUGAGCCACUCUUAAGAUAUUUACAUGCAUUUAUAUGUCUUUAAUCUUUAUAAUCUAAUAUCUAUGUUUCGAACCUAGAUAUGUAAAGAAUAUGUCUAUGGUUUAUAACCUUCUGUCAAUCCUGUUGAGCUAUUCCGGUACUGUCACACUAUUUACAAUAUUUGGUUGAAUCGUUGAAUGUCUACUUACUAAAUGAGUUGUUCAAUUUCUUUGUUAUUAAUUAAAUGCAAUUUGAUUCACUAUAAUUUAUAGUGAUUUUUGAAUUUAUAGUUAUCUAAGGUAUUUAUAAGUAGGAAUUUGAUUAAUAAUGGGUAUGCCAUUUUAUAAUACUUAUUAAAAUUUUAAAGAAUUAUUAAUAGUUAAUUUUUUUAUUAUUUCAGUGGAAAAUGAAGGUAUUUUACAUCCUUUUAUUCAAUUUAAGUUAAUUGCUCCAGAUACAGUUAAGAAAUGUUUAAGUAUAAAAAAUGAAGAAAAACUUGGGCAAAUUAUUUUUUUAGAUAAAUACAGUUCAAGGUAAUUAUUUUUUAGUCUUACAUUAUUACAGAUCUAUGAUAAAUGAGUGUGGGUCAUUUGAUUGAAAAUCUUGUAGUCGAUAGUUAAGUGAUCGAAAUGUCGUAAUUAAUUUUUUUUUUUAAAAAAAACAAAUGGUCGAAUAUUUAAUUAAUAUGGUCAAAAUAUUAAUUAGUGAUCCAAUAGGUUUUUUCAUAAACCGAAUUUAAUAAUAACUUAAGUUGACAAACAUAAUGAAAAUGAUAAUAUUUUGAUUGUGAUUCCUUAUCGCUGAACAUAUUAUUCUAUUGAAAAUGAAUUGUUUUCACAUCAAUUUUCUAGAAAUUUAAAUGACUAUUACUCAGAAACUAUUGAUCGGAUAUGAAUGUAUGGUACAUUAAAAUAGUUGGAGUAAUAUUUUUUACAACAUGGCUAUUUUGUAAAUAUUGAAAAGUGAAAAAGUAAUUUUUUUUCAUUGAUUAAUGUAUGAAAAAAAAAAGUAAUAAUGAUGUAAAACACUGUAGGACACUGUAUUUAAUAAUUUUAGAUUACUUUAUCUAGUAUUUGUAUAGCUGUAAUCCGUAGGUAGUAGGUACCUACAGUGUUUAUCGUUGAAAAGUAUAUGAUCCAGGUUAUAAUUUAUUAAAAUAAUACAUCAGAGGACUAGCUUAAAAUUUAAAUAAUAAUAAAAUAAUACAAUUUUGUAUUUUCAUUAUGUACUAAUUAUUUAAAUAUUUUCAACUUCGUUACAAGUUUACUUAACUGGAAACUUUAUUUUUCAAUUUUUUUUUUUUUUAAAACCACGUCUUUUGACGCUGAUUACGGAACUGUUCCAUUCAAUCAUUUGGAAUUGAUCGUGACGCAUUGGGUAACACAUUAUUCAUGGUAUUUUAAUCACUUUUUUUCAAUCAAAUGAUGUCCACCUAUGAAAAAUAUUCACAACAUUUGGGUGAUUUUUAAAGUAUUUGAUAUUUUUGCAUUUAUUUUAGUUAUAUUUGGAUAAAAUUUAAUUUCGCACAUUUUUUUUUUUUUGACAACCCCUUCUCCUUUUUUUGGGUAAUUAUUUUUUAUUAAAUUUAAUGGGAAAAUGAACUUCCUAUGUUACAAAAUAGCCGAGUUAUGGAUAUUUACAUGUUUGAUAUUCAUUUUUGAAUUAUUAAUUUUUACACCUCGUGAUAUCUUCUAGUAUUAUUUUUAGUGCCUACUUUGGGAGAGGGAUAAUCCUCUCCCUUACAGAAACUUACUUUUAGAUUCUGCGCAGAGCGAGGAAUGUAUUGGAUUUACAUGAUGUUUUUUUUUUUAUCUGAAUGAAUUUUCUACCAGAAAUUUUUCUCUGAUUUUUAAUUAUAGUACUUUCUGAAAGGAAAUUUAACUAGGGUGGUACUUUAAUGAGGCCAUUUUUCGAUUUUCUUAGCUGUUCUCAUAAUAAAUGAAAAAUACAUAGGAAAAAAUGUAUAAUAUUAAAGAAAAUAUAUAAUGGAUAUUAUGUAAUUAUUUUACCAUAAUAUGACAUAGGUAUGUUUUUUAACAAAGCAAUACUAUUAACUGAACAACGUUCAUAAUUGUUUUUUGUUAGCAAUGGUUUAUCAUUGCGUACAUAUGUACAUUAAAUUUCCCUUCUACCUUACUUCUCACCUACAACAGUGGCACACCCAUCAUACAAAGUAUGUUCGUAUCUUUUUUUUUAUAAAUAGUCUCUUACAAUUACAAUCAAAACUAAUAUCAAAUAUUCAAGUAUCGAUAACUCAGUUAUUUUAAACAUAGGAGUUCCUACUAGGUUUGAUAAUUAAAAUACAUAAAAAAAAAAAAAAAGUUAUACAUGUGCUAGAAAUUAAAUAGUAUAAAAAUAGUUUAAUUAGUUUAAUAAGUGUAAAAAAGUUUUUUAGGCACUCAAAAAAACAGAAUUCAAAUAUAUUUAAUAUGUGCAGUUAUAGUGUUUCCAACUAAAAAUCACACACUAUAUAACUGUGAUUAAAAUGUAAAAAGUGUAUUUGUUCAGAACUUGCCUUUUAACAUAUAUUUUAAAUUUAUGUGCACUAAAAUUAUCCUCGAUUUUCAUAAAUCCAGUAUUAUUACAGGGUGAUUAUUUUAAUGCUGAUCACUCAUUAUUUCGUAAAGUAUAAACUUUUUUUUAAAAAAAAAAAAAAAUGUUUAGAAACAGGCAGUUUCAAAAUGUUAUAUCACCAUUAUUUAAACGACUACCAACUUUUAAUUUUUAAAUAGUAACCUAUAUUAAAAGUUCCAUACAUAGAUUAGUAUUAGUAUUAGUUUAAAUAAAUUUUGGUGUUAAAAUGUUUGAUUUCUUUCAACCUAUUCACAAGAUAUUCCACUUUUAAAUUUAGGUAGAAAGAGAAUAGUGGUGUAAUACUCCACUGCUUUCCCCUGACCCAAAUUUAAAAGUGGAAUAUCUCGUGAAUGGGAAUUUAUUUAAAUUAAUAGAAUUUUUAAUAUAGGUUAACAUUUCAAAAUCAAAAGUCUGUAGUCGCACCUUUCGCCUUCCCAAAAUAAUGAUUUAACUUUUUAAUUCUUUUUAUUUCUUAAAUUUUCAAAACAUUUAUUUUUGAAAAAAGUCUAUACUUUGCCAAAUAAAUGUUCAACAAUAAAAGAAUCAUUUUGUAUAUUUAAUUGUUUAUAUUUUUAUGUUAAGAAUGCAACUUCCAUAAUUUGAAAUGAAAUGAACUGAGAAUGUUUUUAGCUCAUUGAUUUUUUUUUUUUAACUUACCUAUUAAUCAUUAACUGUUAUUCAAUUAAAAUAUAACUGUACCAAUAACAUAUGUAGGGUGAUUUAUUAAGCAUACUCACCCCUUUUUUUGGUUAAAUCUUACAUAUAUUCAAAUUUAAAUUUUUGCGAUUUUUAAGUGUAGUUCAUACCUAUAUUUUCAAAUGCUUGGAAUUUUCACAACAUUUAAAGAUAUUAUAGAUAUUUACAAAUGAUAUAGCCCAUAUAAAUAAUUUCAAUUUACAUACUAUUAAAAAAAUUCUUAAACGUAUUAAAAAAAAAAAUAAUAUGUGUUAACGAAUUCGCUAAACUUCUGAACAAUAAUAUAAAUAAUGUAAAACUCACUUUUAAGACUAAUAAUAAUUGAAUCAAACAUAUAAAUAAAAUAACUAAAAACUUCACAAACGAUGUAAGCAAUUAAACAUCAUAUCUAAAUAUAUCAACAUCAAGAUCAACAGUUUAACAGAAUCGGCAACCAAAACCAAACAAAAAGCAGAAAUUGAGUAUUUAAAUUGUUAAAAAUGUAACAUUGUAGAAAAUAUUAAACAGAUCAAAGCACUAUCAAAUAAAUAUAAAUAUAACUACAUUAAAAAUUUCAUAUCAAAAACAACAAAAUAUAUAUAUAAAAAAAAAAAAGAUCGAAACCUUAUGUUCAAAUAUUUUAACCAAAAUUCACUAACCUUACAAAUAUUACUUUCAAUCAAAAAGGAACAGAACUUUUAAAUAAAGGAAGUAAAUAUAAUCUAUAUAAUAAUAUUAAUUACUAUUAAAUCGAAAAAGAAACUAUUAAAUGUCAAUCAAUAAUUAAUUACAUUCCAAACAAUUUUAUUUUAUUUACAAAAUUUAUUAAAUGUUUAAACAGAUUAUAAAAUUAUAAUUUUUUUUCUUAUCUACAUAAACUUGAAGAUAAUAAUAAUUGUAAUAACAUUAUCUAAUCAAAUUUCUCUGCUAUAAUUGUUUUGUUAUAAAAAAAUAUGUACACAAUUGUUUGAUAUUAUAACAACUGUUUAUUUUUAUUUUAAAAUGUAUAUUGUUCAUUUUUUAAACUGUUUUAUGUGAACCAUUAUAUAACAUUGUUCAUCAGCAACCUUGUGAUAAUGUAAGCCGAAACUAAGUAUUUGCUUAAAUAAAACUUAUUAACACUUUAUGUCAAUACAUUUUUUAAACAAACAUUUUUAUGUAAAAAAUAUUACCCUUAAUUCUAAAAUUUGCUAAACAUGUUUUAGAAAAUAACCAUAAAAUUAGCUUUAAUAUUAAUACAGACCUAGAAAUAUUAAAUACACAAAAUAACAUAUACAAUAAUUCAGUUUUAGAAGAAUUACAUAUACACAACAAAAUAGAGAAAAAUAAUUUUAAUAAUCAAUCUCUCCUAUAAAAUAAAUUAUUUCUAUGUAUUCCUUCAUUUAAUUUUUUUUUAUUCAGUCGCGUUUUACAUUUUGACUGUUAUGUAUCUGAUGAUGAAUUUUUAAUUCGAAACAGGUUAGGUUUGCAUGCAUUCUUAUAUUUUUUAUUUUUAUGUACAUACACAUUUUUUUACAAGUAUUAGCCAUUUUAAUAAUUUUGUUUUUACUUCAUUAUUUUAUUAUAACUGAUCAUUAUUUUUAACUGAUGCAAUCUCUAAUGAACAGAAUUCUUAUCAAAAUAUAAAUAUAAAUUAGAUAAAUAUUAGCUAUUUAAUUUAGAAAAUUGGUUUUCCACUUUUGAUUUUGAUAAUGUUGAUUCUAUGCCUAAGGUUUUCAAUUCUAAAUUAAAAGAGUUUAUUCUUCUUUCAACUAUUUCUGUAAAUGAUUUUGUAUAAAAAACAAUAUUUAAAUUCAAAUAAUAGAUUAUAUCUGAUAUAAUAACUUCAAUUAGAAAAAAGAAAAAAUUGUUAUUUGAUAUGCGUUUUAAACUCUUCUAUAAUAACCAUUUUUCAUAAUAACCAUAGCAAUUUGUUUAAUGUAUUUAUAAGAAAAUCAAAACAAUUAUAUUAUCAGAAUAAAUUAAUAAAAGCUCAGUUUGAUAGUAAACAAUUAUAGAAUAUUAUUAAUGAGGUAAUAGGGAAAUCAAACAAAAAUAAAAUAUGUGAUAUAAAUAAGAUUAUAAAAAAUGAUGGUUUAUACAAUGAAUCUAUCAGAAAUUUGUAAUGAGUUAAAUUACUUUUUAUUAAUGUUGGAAAUAACUUAGAAAUAGAACAUAUAAAUCACAAUAUGGUUGAUGCCUACAGAACUAUAAGUGACAGUAUAUUUUUAAACCAAUUAAUUGUGACAAAAUUAUGUUACACCUUAAUAAAAUCAAAAACUAUAAUUGUUUUUAUAAAAAUGACUUGUCUAAUACAUACUAAUAAAAACUUCUAAAUUUAUUUUUUUACCAUUAUCUAUUAUUUUCAAUAAAUCUCUAUUAACUGGUCAUCCAUGAAACAUCCAUCCAAUUUCAACUACAGAUACGCCAAUGGGUAUUCGUCCCCCCUUCCCUUGGGUUGCAUAAUUAUAUGUGACAAUAUGUGUGUAUUGUUAUAUUUUUAAAAUUUUUAAGAAUGGGUUAAAAUAUAUUUCUCCCCCCCGUAAAAAAGGCCUAGGUACGCCCCUGCUUUUUAAGUUGGAUAACUUUAUUAGAAAAAAAUAUUGACAACAAUAAUAAGGUAAAAGGCGGGUUUUAGAUGUUCAGAAAGCUUUGGAUUGUGUUGAUCAUAAACAAUUAAUUAUUAAAUUAGAAUACGCAGGUAUUCGUGACAUACCUACCUAAUGACUUGCUAAAAUCCAUCUUAAGUGGUAGAAUUCAAAGAAUUAAACUUAGUGAUCAAUAUAGUAAAAUUCUAGAAGUAUCUUGUAGUGUAUCUCAAGGAACAGAUUUUGAUCCCCUAUUAUUCACAAUUUUUAUUAAUUAGAUAAUUAAAAAUGCAUACUAAUUUAAAUACGGAAAUUCUAAGUUUUGCUGAUGAUACUACAAUUUUAUUAUCUGAACAAACUAUAGAUACUUACUAUUACAAGGCAAAUGAAACUAAAUAAUAUUCAUGUUUGGUUUUGCAAGAAUGAAUUGAUUGAAAUUAAACCACUUUAAAUAGCAAUAUAAUUAAUUUUUGUAAUUUGGAAUCUUUCAAAAGUUAUAUUUAAGGCCUUGAUUUAUCUAGUACAUAGUUUAUAUUAGUGAUUUUAAAUACUACGUAUUUACUCAUGCUAUAGUUUUCCUUCUUUAUUUUAACCUUUUUUCUAUUUUUAAUAGUAUACUUUAUUUUUUAUAUUCUAAUAUCAAUUAUCACAACAUGAUAGGUUCAAUUUUAAUUGAUGAGAACUGCUUCCCUAGCACAAGCUUGGCUUAUAAAGGGUGCUACAAUUUAAUUUAUAUUUGGUAUUUAUUAAAUUUAUCACCUGUUGUUUUUUUGCAAAAUAUUUAAAAUAAUAUAUUUUUAAAAAAAAAACUACACCUAAAAUUUCCAAAAAUCUAAAUUUGAAUAAAUGUAAAAUUUAACCAAAAAUUGGAGUGAUCACACUUAGUAAAUCAGCCUGUAUAUAGAAUAUACUCGUUUGUACACAAUUUCAGAGAUUUUUCCAAUGUAGUUAACAUAUUUCUCACUAUGGAGACAACUGACUUAAAGAAAAUGGAAGCAAAUAAAAACUUGAAUAAUCUAAAUAUUUUUUUUGAAAAAAAUGUAAGUUAUAAUAUUUUUGAAUUUAUUUUUAACACAGUAUUUUAAACUAAGAAGAUAAGAAUAUUUAAAGCAUUAAACGUGCCCAUAUGUUUUACAUAUACCUAAUAUAAUACUAAAUAGAUUGUAAACUAAACUUUUGUAGCAUGUAAACGAGCUUUUUUCAAACUUACUAAUAGUUUUAAAUGUUUUUAUAUAUAUAUAGAUAUAAAAUUACACACACUGAAGAUUAACUACAGGAGUGGUCAACCAGGGGGGGGUGAUUUAUCCCCCCCAUUACAUAAUUUUUCUUAAACAUUUAUAAUAAUAUACAGCAAUAUUUUUAAGCACAAUCAUCCAUUUUUAUGGUUAAAAUUAUGCAUAAUAAAUGAAUAAAUUCAAAUAGUUAGAUUUUUCACAAUAGUUAAGAAGCAUCUUAUGACAGUACCAAUUUUAGUUUUUCAAAUGAGAACUUAAAUAUUUGAGUAUAAAUUGUCAAUUAAAUGAUUUUUUUGAAAAAGUUGACGUAUUGUAAUUGAAAUUUUAAUGACAAGUUUCUGAGUUAUUUUACUUUAAAUAUUAAAGAAUAAUAUCUGCGCGAUUUAAAGUAAAAAAUUGCCUAUACACAACUUUUAUGAAACGUCAAUUUAGAAACUUUUCAUUGAUAUUUUUAAAAAAAUCAUCCGUCCGAUUGAUGAUAUGCAUCAAACCGUGUCAGUUCUCAUUUGAAAAAUCGAAGUUGUUAUCGCCAUAUAAAAUAUAUGAAAAUAUUGCUUUUCACUACACUUAAAAAUUUCAGAAUUUUGAGAAUUUGAAUUUAACUAAUGAUGGACACUAUUGAAUAAUGUCUUGUAUAUUUGUACUAUCAAUAGUUUUGAUGAAUUAUCAAAUAUUUUUUUGAUAGGUAAAUAAUUCUACAAUAUACUACCUACAGUUGGCUAUACAAAACAACAAAAGACAUAUGGUUUGGUAGCCUUUGUAUCCAAGCCAACACUCCCCUAUCCCAAUUUAUCUAGAUAGUCAAUAUAUGAUUAUUUGGACAUGAUCCAUUAGAGGUUUUGGUUAAUUUGUUACACUUGCGUAACAAUUAAAAAUCUUUGCUUUGUUUUUUAACUCAUGUGUUUUGCAUGUCAACAUAAGUGCCAUUUUUAAGUUUGUAUACAUAAAAAUAUAUUUUACGAAAAAAAAAAUUGGUCAGAUUUGUGGAAAUAUACUUUAAAAAAUCCUAACAAGCCGAGUCAAGUGCUAUGUAAACUGUGUAAAAUAUUUUUAAAGUUUUCAAAUAAUAUGUAAAAUCUAUGGAAUCAUUUGAAGAAGAAAUAUCCGACGAUAUUAGAACUGGAAAAAUCAAGAAUUUUAGAAGUAGACGACCAUAACGUAUAAUUUUAUUACAAACAAUAAUAUUUCAAUAAUAUCGACAAAAAAUAACGAAGUAAAAACUAUUCGAAUAGUUUGAAUGCAAUCAACUAUCCAGUAGUUCGAUUAGUAACUACUUUAAUAGUGCCCAUCACUAAAUUUAACCAUAAAAAUAAGGUGAACAUGCUUUAAAAAUUAGCCUGUAUGUUAUAGUAUAUGGUGUAGUUAUGAAAAAAGUUAUGUAAAUAAUAAUAGUUAUUAAAAAUCAUCCUUAUCCUCGUGACAAAAUCAUUUAACCGCCACUGAUUUUUAAUAAAAAAAAAAAAAAAAAACUUCAUUUCAUGGUAAAUCAAAUUUUAGUAAUAAUUAGUUUUUGCACAUUUUACGGAUUUUAAAAUUAGAAAUUCCAAUUUGUGUACCCUAAAGUUGUUAUAGAUCAAUAAUUUGAUUAAUCCAAUAAUUAUUGUAUUAUACAUUAUUUUUCUUUUUUAACAGUGGGGACGCUGAAACUUUCCUAAAAGUUGUUUAUAUGUGUUAGGUUGUUUUAUUUAUACUAUAUUUGAUUAAUUAAUUAAUUUUUUUUUUUUUUAGAAACAUGUCAAAGAAACUCAUAAUAGAACACUUGCAGUAAUGAAUUCAAGAUUAAAUAAGAAGAAAUUUUAGUAUGAUAUUUGUUCUUUAUUUUGUUUUGAACAAAUAAUUUGUUUUAUCAUAUAAUUAAUAAAAUAAAACGAUACCUAUUCCUUUAGAAUUUAAUUAUUUUUUCCU
This is a messenger RNA of Cinara cedri, 8964 nucleotides long. The record is from the annotation of a GenBank genome assembly. NCBI's taxonomy places the organism in Eukaryota, Metazoa, Arthropoda, Insecta, Hemiptera, Aphididae.